Messenger RNA from Xiphophorus hellerii (green swordtail), 2708 nucleotides. It is a transcript of the gene kat7b, whose product is annotated as K(lysine) acetyltransferase 7b. Gene Ontology annotation, biological process: regulation of transcription by RNA polymerase II. Gene Ontology annotation, molecular function: zinc ion binding; transcription coregulator activity; histone H4 acetyltransferase activity. The transcript is spliced from 14 exons. The record is from RefSeq and is a predicted model, not a curated record. Lineage: Eukaryota; Metazoa; Chordata; Actinopteri; Cyprinodontiformes; Poeciliidae. Gene Ontology annotation, cellular component: histone H3-K14 acetyltransferase complex; nucleus; chromatin. Bases 167 to 1834 code for a protein of 555 amino acids.
CUCAGUCUGGGUAGGGAUGUGGCGCCAGACUACCCGGGCGAACACAAACAAAUUCAUGACAGUAAUCAUUAAAUAGCGUCUCCCGUCCUUUGUUUUAUCGUAAAUCAAUAGGGAAUUUCUGUUUGUUGCUCCAAUCUGAGUUGAAAAAGCGUCAAUCAAAGGAGACAUGCCGCGCACACGACAGAGGCCGUUGACUGGGAGUGUGUCUGAUGGAACGGAAGACUCCGACUCCUCGGCUGAACGGGAGCAGACCAACAGCUCAGAGAGCGAUGGAAACAUGCCCAAGAGACAGCGCCUCACCAGAGCUUCUACCCGCCUCAGCCAGAGCUCUCAGGACACUCCGGAUCUGAAGCGUGCUGCAGACCAUGAUGAAUCGCCACCGCUCACACCCACAGGAAACGCCCCGUCCUCUGAGUCCGAGCUGGACAUUUCCAGCCCCAACGCGUCUCAUGACGAGAGCCAAUCCAAAGAUCAGGCCAACAGGGACUCGGAUAAGGACCUGUCCCAUCGACCCAAGCGCCGGCGCUGCCAUGAGACAUACAACUUCAACAUGAAGUGUCCGACGCCCGGCUGUAAUUCCCUUGGCCACCUCACUGGGAAACACGAGCGCCAUUUUGCAAUAUCAGGGUGUCCUCUCUACCACAACCUCUCUGCUGACGAGUGCAAGGUGAAAGCCGUCAGCCGUGAGAAACAGGAAGAGGAGAUGAAGACGCAGGACGAAGGCAAUUCACGGCACGCAACUCGCCACCAGACGCCAACGCCCAAACAGAGCAGAUACAAGGAGCAGGUCGCUGAGAUGAGGAAGGGUAGAAACUCUGGGCUGCAGAAGGAACAGAAGGAGAAGCACAUGGAACAUCGGCAGACGUACGGCAACACCAGAGAGCCUCUGCUGGAGAACAUCACCAGCGACUACGACCUGGAGCUGUUCAGGAAAGCUCAGGCCCGCGCAUCUGAAGACCUGGAGAAGCUGCGUAUCCAGGGUCAGAUCACCGAGGGCAGCAACAUGAUCAAAACCAUCGUGUUUGGCCGCUACGAGUUAGACACCUGGUACCACUCGCCCUACCCUGAGGAGUACGCGCGCCUGGGCCGCCUCUACGUCUGUGAGUUCUGCCUGAAGUACAUGAAGAGCCAGACCAUUCUCAGGCGACACAUGGCCAAAUGUGUGUGGAAGCAUCCUCCAGGAGACGAGGUCUACAGAAAGGGCUCUAUAUCUGUGUUUGAAGUGGAUGGCAAAAAAAACAAGAUUUACUGCCAGAACCUGUGUUUACUGGCCAAGCUCUUCUUGGACCACAAAACCCUUUACUACGACGUGGAACCUUUCCUCUUCUACGUGAUGACAGAGGCCGACAACACGGGCUGCCACCUCGUGGGCUACUUCUCUAAAGAGAAGAAUUCCUUCCUGAACUACAACGUUUCCUGUAUCCUCACCAUGCCGCAAUACAUGAGGCAGGGAUUUGGCAAGAUGCUCAUCGAUUUCAGUUACCUGCUGUCCAAAGUGGAGGAGAAGGUGGGCUCACCGGAGAGGCCUCUGUCCGACCUGGGCCUCAUCAGCUACCGUAGCUACUGGAAGGAAGUGCUACUCAGAUACAUGCACAACUUUCAGGGCAAGGAGAUUUCCAUCAAAGAGAUCAGUCAGGAAACGGCAGUGAAUCCGGUGGAUAUUGUGAGCACCCUGCAGUCCCUCCAGAUGCUCAAGUAUUGGAAGGGGAAGCACUUAGUACUGAAACGACAGGACCUGAUCGACGAGUGGAAAGCGAAGGAGAUCAAACGAGGUAACAGCAACAAAACCAUCGACCCGAGCUCGCUAAAAUGGACGCCUCCCAAAGGGACAUAAAGCACAACACCCUCAGGCUACUGAACCUUCACUACCAGCCUCCAAAACCACAAGUAGCCUAAGACCUUUGACUCGUCGGUGAAGAUCAGUGUUACUUUUCUUUUACUCGUGUAUCCAGAUCAUUUCUCUGCAUCUUUUUAUGUCCGUUUCUAGUCACAGAAUCAUGAGCUGAAGCAUUUACAGCUAGAGGAAGACUUUUGUGUUUUUAAAGGGCCUUCAUCUCACUUUGUUGUGAAUGUUAGAUGAGUUGACCUGGUCUGGUGGAGAGACAUGAAUGUUCCACUCUGCUCACAGAUGAAUUGAAUACAUAAAGACAUUUGGCAGCAUUUCCAGAUUUUUUUUAAUUUUUAUUAUUAUUACUAUUUUUUUCAAAUAAUGUGCAUCAUGAAGAUGAUAGUUAUUCCUGUUUGGCAUGAUUGGAGAAACAAAAAAAAGCAGGGUGAAUUUUUUUUUUACUAAAAAAUAUUUUUUAUAGUCUUUGGUUGUUGUAAACGUUGUAUAGAUGUUUUUCUUUUUCCCCCAUGUGUCUGAUUAGUACAAGAAGUGUAUCCAUUCCUUUAGGGAACCUGCAAAAUAAAUGGGGAAAAAAAAAAAAUCAGAUUUUUAAUUUGCUUAGAGAGGGAAAAAAAAAAAUAUAUUGAAAGUAAGCCAAGCUCAGGUUUUUUGUAUUGCUCCGGUCAUACCCUGCUGGGACGGUUCUUCUGGAUGCUGGAUCUCUCUGGUUGCUGCAGAAGGAUUCACGCCGCUCACAGACUCUGAAACAAACAGAACGCAACUGAACGGGACCACAUGCGCUUGGUGAGCCGCAUCGCUUCUACGUGUUCGUCCGCUUUUUAAAACCGUCUCCACCAAUAAAGCUGCCUUGAUAUUUUCA